Brachypodium distachyon (stiff brome) is the source of this 1445-nucleotide messenger RNA. RefSeq names its product ocs element-binding factor 1. Gene Ontology annotation, cellular component: nucleus. Gene Ontology annotation, molecular function: DNA-binding transcription factor activity; transcription cis-regulatory region binding. The transcript has a single exon. Lineage: Eukaryota; Viridiplantae; Streptophyta; Magnoliopsida; Poales; Poaceae. The record is from RefSeq and is a predicted model, not a curated record. The coding region runs from base 612 to 1091 and encodes 159 amino acids. Gene Ontology annotation, biological process: positive regulation of DNA-templated transcription.
CUCCACCCUCACCUGAUCCCCUCCCCCUUCCUCCCUCUCUUCCUCCUCCGAUUGGUUGGCUGCCAUUAAUCCCCUCCGUCCUUCCUCACUAGCCCGAGCUUCCAAGCCCAUUCCUGCUUUGCCUAGCUCGAGCGUCGAGCGUUCCUUCCUCCCGGAGCUUUGACCAGAUCGAAUUCCCGCCUCCUCGUCCUGUGAUUUGAUUUUCAGUCCCAGUAUUGUUGUUGUUGGUAGUAGAGUGGAGUAGAUCCGAGGGUCGGGAUCUUCGUCUUCUUGUUCGUGCAAUCUCUGGAUUUUGCUGCGCUGGAGGUUCAUGCUGGCCAUGGUUUGUCCAGGCAUGCGGAGGCGCAAUAUCUGAGCUUUAUGAAGAUCGCCACUCACCUGCGCCGGUCCUGCUUCCUCCAGUCCUUCUCCGUCGUCUUCCUCUACUACUUUUAUGUGAUCUCAUAAUUCGCCCUCUUCUCAAUCCGCCAUUUCUACUGCUUCUUCUUUCUUCUUCUUCUUCUUCUCGCUUUCUUUCUUCUUCUUGCUUCGACAAGUGCUAAAUAAGAACGGUAGCAGCAGCAUCAGCAGCAGCCAGGUGGAAGUAGAGGUAAAAAAAAAGGGCUUGGGAAAUGUCGUCGUCGUCUCUGUCGCCGGGAGGGAGGCUGUCGGGGUCGGACGGCGACUCCGGCGGCGCGCCCAUGGGCGGCGGCGGCGGGGACAAGCGCCGGGAGAAGCGGCGGCUGUCGAACCGGGAGUCGGCGCGGCGGUCGCGGCUGCGGAAGCAGCAGCACCUGGACGAGCUGGUCCAGGAGGUGGCGCGGCUCAAGGCCGAGAACGCGCGCGUGCUGGGCCGCGCCAACGACAUCGCCGGCCAGUACGUGCGCGUCGAGCAGGAGAACACCGUGCUCCGGGCGCGCGCCGCCGAGCUCGGCGACCGCCUGCGCUCCGUCAACCAGGUGCUCCGCGUCGUCGAGGACUUCAGCGGCGUCGCCAUGGACAUCCAGGAGGAGUGCCCGCCCGACGACCCGCUGCUCCGCCCCUGGCAGAUCCCCUACCCGGCCACCGCCAUGCCCAUCGCCGCCACCGCCACGCACAUGCUCCAGUACUGAUUGAUCCAUUUCCUGUCAUUGGUUGGAUCGAGGAAUUCAAGAUCUCCCCUAUAGGAGCUGCUGAGCCGUGGCCGUGGGUUGGCAUGAGGAGGAAGAACUCUACUUGGCUGCCUUGAUUAUUAUAAGGCUUAAUCAGUUUGCUGCUCUAUAUGGUUUGUUUAUGUUCCAAUAAGUGUCUGUUCACUGUUGUUGUUGUUGUCGUCGUCCUAGUCCAGGCCCUCUGUUAUACCAGUAGUACUAAGUUUUCAUCAUAUGUUUGGUUGUGGUUUAUGUAUAUUGUGAUGAACUAUGUCAUAUUACCAUGUUCGUCUCAGUGUUAAAUCUAAAUUUCGUGUCUUGUGUCCCAAAUUCAAA